Molecule: messenger RNA, 1119 nt
Organism: Plasmodium adleri (nom. inval.)
Lineage: Eukaryota; Apicomplexa; Aconoidasida; Haemosporida; Plasmodiidae
Product: ATP-dependent Clp protease proteolytic subunit
Exons: 1
Coding region: 1-1119 (372 amino acids)
Biological process (GO): protein quality control for misfolded or incompletely synthesized proteins
Cellular component (GO): endopeptidase Clp complex
Molecular function (GO): ATPase binding; serine-type endopeptidase activity; ATP-dependent peptidase activity
Source: RefSeq, a predicted model, not a curated record
AUGAUAUAUUUCUUCUUAUUCCUAUUUUUGAUCUUAUUAAAAAAUAAGAAAAUACAAACUAAAAAAAGUAUAAAGAACUCGAAUAUUUUAACAUUCAUACCAUUAUCCAAAAAAAAUGAAAUUAUUAAACAAAACAUAGGGAAAAUAUUAACUUAUAAUUUACAAUAUGAUCAAGGACAUACAAAUUAUAAAAAAAAGGUAAGGAAAAUAAACUCACAUAAUAGCUCAUCAGCAUUUGGAAAUAAUUAUAACCUAGAUAUUGAAAAAGAAAAUAAUAAAAGAUCCAUUUUAAAAAACGAAGAUUUAAAUUUUGAAAUAAAAAAUGACUGUAUUAUAUCAAAUGAUAAUAUAAAUCCAAAAAAAAAAUAUAUAAAUAAAAAGGAUCAAGGAAUGAUGGAAGAUACCAAUACUAAUGAUAAUAUUAAUGACACAAAUAAUAAUUAUAAUAAUUAUAAUAAUUAUCUUAAUUGUGAAGUUAAUAAAAAAAAAAGAAAAAAGAAAUAUUCAAAAGUAGAACAACAAAUUAUCACGAAUAAUGAUGAUAUUAAAGACAUGAAAAAAGAUGUCAAAUUAUAUUUUUUUAAAAAAAGAAUCAUAUAUUUAACAGAUGAAAUAAAUAAAAAAACAGCAGAUGAACUUAUUAGUCAAUUAUUAUAUUUAGAUAAUAUAAAUCAUAAUGAUAUUAAAAUAUAUAUUAAUUCACCAGGAGGUUCCAUAAAUGAGGGACUAGCCAUCCUAGAUAUAUUUAAUUAUAUUAAAUCCGAUAUACAAACAAUAUCAUUUGGAUUAGUCGCAUCUAUGGCUUCAGUCAUUUUAGCUAGUGGAAAAAAAGGUAAAAGAAAGUCUUUACCUAAUUGUAGAAUUAUGAUACACCAACCUCUUGGUAACGCUUUUGGUCAUCCACAAGAUAUUGAAAUACAAACAAAAGAAAUUCUUUAUCUUAAAAAAGUUCUAUAUCAUUAUCUAUCUUCAUUUACAAACCAGUCAGUUGAAACGAUUGAAAAAGAUUCCGAUAGAGAUUAUUAUAUGAAUGCUCUAGAGGCAAAACAAUAUGGAAUCAUAGAUGAAGUUAUUGAAACUAAACUUCCACAUCCGUAUUUUAAUAAAUUAGAAAAAUAA